This is a messenger RNA of Schizosaccharomyces japonicus yFS275, 1329 nucleotides long. Its product is annotated as DUF89 family protein. Gene Ontology annotation, molecular function: phosphatase activity; inorganic diphosphate phosphatase activity; fructose 6-phosphate aldolase activity. The record is from RefSeq and is a predicted model, not a curated record. Bases 1 to 1329 code for a protein of 442 amino acids. Gene Ontology annotation, biological process: intracellular phosphate ion homeostasis. Lineage: Eukaryota; Fungi; Ascomycota; Schizosaccharomycetes; Schizosaccharomycetales; Schizosaccharomycetaceae. The transcript has 3 exons.
AUGCCUGAGCAGUUUUUACAUCCUCCAAAACCUUACUGUCUUAACAGUGACCCCAAUUCGUUUGGUAUGGUCUGUGUCCAGCAUCGCUGGCCGAUCAUCAUUACGGGUGUUGUCGACGAUGUGUCUCGUCACGUUGCCAAGGCUUUGGAAAGAGGAAUGUCCAAUGAUGCCCCCUACGUCGUCCAGGGCAAGCGAAUCAUCAGUCAACUGAACCAGCUCAAGUUUGACAUUGAACACAAUCGCACUAUGCUUCCCUUGGAGGGCGAGGAUGCAGACUUGGCCGAGUACAACGCCGAACUGGCCGAGUACGACGGUUUGACAUGGGGCGCGGCACCUUGGUUGUAUUCAGAGUGCUACAUGUACCGCUACAUGAGUCUGUGUUUUGCGAGACAGUCCGAAUGGGACCGUCACGAUCCUUUUUUCGAACAGAAGGAAAAGACCGUUCGCUCCAGCAGAAUCGCCAUUGUAGAGCUGGCCGAACGCUGCAUGCAUUUGUCGAAUGAUUUGAAGGAGGUUACCGAACACCAGAACGACGAAACUGCCUACCUGCUGUUCCUCGAAAUGGCCCAAGUUUCAUUGUGGGGCAAUGCUACGGACUUGAGUCUACUUACGAACGUUUCGUACGACGAUCUUCAAAAACUCCAAGGCAAGCAGGCCGUUGAGAACAGCCAGAAGAACAUCAUUGCCAACGACUUCCCCUCGGUGUGGAAGUCGCUGCGUCAUGUGAGGGAUGGCCGUGUCGACAUUGUGCUCGACAAUGCCGGGUUUGAGCUGUAUGUCGAUCUUGUGUUCGCGUUGUACUUGCUCAAGUCUCGCAUUGCCAAGACGGUCGUCUUCCACCCGAAAGACGUGCCCUGGUUCGUGUCGGAUGUGUUGGUCAACGACAUCACCUACCUCUUCUCCAUGCUUGCUUCUGAUUUCCCCGAGCCUAGUGUACAGGCACUGGCCUCGAGCCUGGCUAAUUACCAUGCAGAGGGUCAGAUCAUCAUCCGUCCCAACGCUUUUUGGACCACGGCCCACUACUACGGUCGCAUGCCAGAAAAGGCGCCAGCCCUGUUACAAGACCUGGCCACUUCGGAUCUAGUCAUCUUUAAGGGUGACUUAAAUUACCGAAAGCUUACGGGCGACUGUCAAUGGCCCAUGACUACAAGUUUCCGUGAGGCCCUGGGACCCCUUGCAGGAACCAUGAACGUCUUUGCCCUGCGUACCUGCAAGGCUGAUGUUGUUGUAGGUCUCGCCGAGGGCGUCGAGGAGCGAUUGACCCGCGAGACUCCUCAUUGGGAGCGUACGGGCAAGUAUGCUGUUGCUGAAUUCUGCAAGAAGGACUAG